CUCCCUUCUGCGCCCGCGGCUCCCUCGCACCGCCCCCUCGGAGACCCACGCGCGACCCGCGCGCCAUGAGCUCGGGCCAGCGCGCCGGCGGCGACGCGCGGAAGGACGGCCCGGCGGGCGGCGGCGUGGGGCUUCCCGCGACGGCAGCCGGGGCCUGGGCGGUGAGCGCUGUGUGCCUGCUGCUCUCCGUGGGCUCUGCGGCCGCCUGCCUGCUGCUGGGCGCCCAGGCGGCCGCUCUGCAGGGCCGGGUGGCGGCGCUCGAGGAGGAGCGGGAGCUGCUGCGGCGCGCGGGGUCGCCGAGCGCCCUGGCCGCCUGGGCCGAGCCGCACCUGGAGCGCCUGCUGCGCGAGAAGUUGGAGGGACUGGCCAAGCACCGGACAGUUCGGGAAGCACCGAGCGCGUGUGUCUGCCCACCAGGCCCUCCUGGACGGCGCGGCAAGGCUGGAAGAAGAGGCGACCCCGGUCCUCCCGGGCAAUCAGGACGAGAUGGCUACCCGGGGCCGCUGGGUCUGGAUGGCAAGCCCGGACUUCCAGGCCCCAAAGGGGAAAAGGGCGCACCAGGAGAGCUUGGCCCUCGGGGAGACCAAGGGCGAGAUGGAGCUGCUGGGCCUCCGGGGCCCCCUGGACCCCCUGGAGCCUGGGGCCCUCCUGGCGACACGGGGAAAGAUGGCCCCAGGGGAGCACAAGGCCCAGCGGGUCCCAAAGGAGAGGCUGGACGUGACGGCGAGAUGGGCCUGAAGGGACUCCCAGGGCCCAAGGGUGAGCCCGGCAUUCCUGGAAAGAAGGGUGAUGACGGGAUUCCAAGCCAGCCAGGGCUCCCCGGACCCCCAGGCCCUAAGGGCGAGCCAGGGAACACGGGGCCUCCAGGAGAAAAUGGUGUGGACGGCGCCCCAGGGCCAAAGGGAGAGCCCGGCCAGCGAGGUGCGGAUGGAGUCUCAGGACUGCGGGGUCCCCAGGGCCUCAAGGGUGAGCAAGGAGACACUGUGGUUAUAGACUACGAUGGCAGGAUUCUGGACGCCCUCAAGGGUCCUCCCGGGCCACAGGGACCUCCAGGGCCCCCAGGGAUCCCUGGAGCCAAGGGUGAGCUGGGAUUGCCUGGUGCCCCAGGAAUCGACGGAGAGAAGGGUCCCAAAGGAGCCAAAGGAGACCCAGGAGAGGCUGGGCCAACCGGACCCAAAGGGGAGGCAGGCGAGAUGGGCCUGUCGGGCCUCCCGGGCACCGACGGGCCCAAGGGGGAGAAGGGAGAGUCGGCAUCUGACAGUCUACGGGAGAGCCUGGCCCAGAUCAUAGUGGCACCAGGGCCCCCCGGCCCCCCUGGUCCCCCAGGCCCCAUGGGCCUUCAGGGAAUCCAGGGUCCCAAGGGCUUGGACGGAGCAAAGGGAGAAAAGGGUGUGUCAGGUGACAGAGGCCCCAGCGGCCUGCCUGGGCCAGCUGGCCCGCCAGGUCUUAUUGGGCUGCCGGGAACCAAAGGAGAGAAGGGAAGACCCGGGGAGCCAGGACUAGAUGGGUUUCCUGGACCCCGAGGAGAGAAAGGUGACCGGAGCGAACGUGGAGAGAAGGGGGAGCGAGGUGUCCCAGGCCGGAAAGGCGUGAAGGGCCAGAAGGGUGAGCCGGGACCACCGGGCCUGGACCAGCCGUGUCCUGUGGGCCCCGAUGGACUGCCCGUGCCUGGCUGCUGGCAUAAGUGACCCCCCACCCAACUCACAACCUGUACAGAUGCGUGUGGACGUUUUAAUUUUUGUAAAAAAAAAAACACAGAAAAACAAAAAACAGUAAUAUAUUGAUCUUUUUCUCACGGGAGGCACGACAUGUGGCUCUCAUAACAUUCAAGAGGGCACCUGGCCCAGCCCCAAAACGAUCAGCCUUUGACGCUGGCAGGAAAGCAGACAGGCCAGUCCAGGGGAAUCACAUACUCGGGGGGCAGCCAUGGGACUUGGCUUCCCCAGGAAGGAGACGAAGGUGAAAGCGCCUGGCUCAAAAGAGGCUGCAAGAAUGCUGGUUUGGGCCCCCAGCCACCUGAUUAGCAGAGAGACUGCAUACCCCAACAACCCCAGAAGCUCUGGAGCCCUGGGGCCCACUCCAUCCAAAAAGGCCCAGGACUUGGACAGUAAAUGCAGUUGUCCCCACCUCUCUGGCCUCUGGCCUCAGCCCCAGCCAGCUGCCCACCCCUCGGGGGCCCUCUGGGGCCCAGGUUCCCCAGGCCAGGACAAGAUUCCUGCCCAGCUGGAUGCUGGGAGCUAUGGGGAGUGCCCCCAGCGGGUCACGCUCCCAAGCGAGUUCAUUAGGCCUUGGGAACCCAGCCUGCUGUGAGAACACAUGGCCUCCAGCCCGGAGGAGAGGCCAGCCUCUCCCAUCACGACCUGUGGACUCAGCUGCGAAGAAGCCUCUUGAUCCCCAUGAUCAAUGGCGGGUUCCAGAUGAGAGGGGCUGCUGCUUCCUAUGUCUCUCGAAGCAUCCAGAAGAGAGUCAUGAUGGGACUUUGCAAGCCCAAGGAGACUGGCCUGCGACUCAAGAGUUUAGGUCUCACUGGCCCCAACUCUCCACCUGAGAGGACUCUGGGCAGCCUGCCAGAACUGGUCUUUCGGAAGAGCCAUGCAGAUGAAGAGGGCCCGGUGCCCUGAGAAGAGGCCUCCCCACCUCAGACAAGGGUCCCCCAGCUGGCCACCUUCCGCUCAGAGGCUCACCUCCCUUCUCUGUAUAGAUGGAUAUCGCUGUGUGUAAUAAACCUCAGUGUGUGUC
This is a messenger RNA of Neogale vison (American mink), 2739 nucleotides long. It is a transcript of the gene COL23A1, whose product is annotated as collagen type XXIII alpha 1 chain. The record is from RefSeq and is a predicted model, not a curated record. The coding region runs from base 66 to 1688 and encodes 540 amino acids. The transcript has 29 exons. NCBI's taxonomy places the organism in Eukaryota, Metazoa, Chordata, Mammalia, Carnivora, Mustelidae.